Trichechus manatus latirostris (Florida manatee) is the source of this 4065-nucleotide messenger RNA. Its product is annotated as heat shock 70 kDa protein 1. Lineage: Eukaryota; Metazoa; Chordata; Mammalia; Sirenia; Trichechidae. Bases 86 to 2011 code for a protein of 641 amino acids. The record is from RefSeq and is a predicted model, not a curated record. Gene Ontology annotation, cellular component: nucleus; vesicle; blood microparticle. Gene Ontology annotation, biological process: regulation of mitotic spindle assembly; positive regulation of proteasomal ubiquitin-dependent protein catabolic process. The transcript has 2 exons. Gene Ontology annotation, molecular function: ATP-dependent protein folding chaperone; ubiquitin protein ligase binding; ATP binding.
CUGCAGAGACAGCGCUCCUCGUCGCGGCUUCCAUCCGCCGUUUCCUGGCCUGAACCUCACUGCAGGGCGAGAGCAGCGGUCCGACAUGGCUAAAAGCACUGCCAUCGGCAUUGACCUGGGCACCACCUACUCGUGUGUGGGGGUGUUCCAGCACGGCAAAGUGGAGAUCAUCGCCAACGACCAGGGCAACCGCACCACCCCCAGCUACGUGGCCUUCACCGACACGGAACGGCUCAUCGGGGAUGCGGCCAAGAACCAGGUGGCGCUGAACCCUCAGAACACGGUGUUCGACGCAAAGCGGCUGAUCGGUCGCAAGUUCGGCGACCCGGUGGUGCAGUCAGACAUGAAGCACUGGCCGUUCCAGGUGAUCAACGACGGAGACAAGCCCAAGGUGCGGGUGAGCUACAAGGGGGAGACCAAGGCGUUUUACCCCGAGGAGAUCUCGUCCAUGGUGCUGACGAAGAUGAAGGAGAUCGCCGAGGCGUACCUGGGCUACCCGGUGACGAAUGCGGUGAUCACCGUGCCGGCCUACUUCAACGACUCGCAGCGCCAGGCCACCAAGGAUGCUGGGGUGAUCGCGGGGCUGAACGUGCUGAGAAUCAUCAACGAGCCCACGGCGGCAGCCAUCGCCUACGGCCUGGACCGGACGGGCAAGGGGGAGCGCAACGUGCUCAUCUUUGACCUGGGCGGUGGUACGUUCGACGUGUCCAUCCUGACGAUCGAUGACGGCAUCUUCGAGGUGAAGGCCACGGCCGGGGACACCCACCUGGGUGGGGAGGACUUUGACAACAGGCUGGUGAGCCACUUCGUGGAGGAGUUCAAGAGGAAGCACAAGAAGGACAUCAGCCAGAACAAGCGGGCCGUGAGGCGGCUGCGCACCGCCUGUGAGAGGGCCAAGAGGACCCUGUCGUCCAGCACCCAGGCCAGCCUGGAGAUCGACUCCCUGUUUGAGGGCAUCGAUUUCUACACGUCCAUCACCAGGGCGCGCUUCGAGGAGCUGUGCUCCGACCUGUUCCGGGGCACGCUGGAGCCCGUGGAGAAGGCUCUGCGCGAUGCCAAGCUGGACAAGGCGCAGAUCCACGACCUGGUCCUGGUAGGGGGCUCCACGCGCAUCCCCAAGGUGCAGAAGCUGCUGCAGGACUUCUUCAACGGGCGCGACCUCAACAAGAGCAUCAACCCCGACGAGGCGGUGGCCUACGGGGCGGCGGUGCAGGCAGCCAUCCUGAUGGGGGACAAAUCUGAAAACGUGCAGGACCUGCUGCUGCUGGACGUGGCUCCCCUGUCGCUGGGACUGGAGACGGCCGGGGGUGUGAUGACUGCCCUAAUCAAGCGCAACUCCACCAUCCCCACCAAGCAGACGCAGAUCUUCACCACCUACUCCGAUAACCAGCCCGGGGUGCUGAUCCAGGUGUACGAAGGUGAGAGGGCCAUGACGCGCGACAACAACCUGCUGGGUCGAUUCGAGCUGAGCGGCAUUCCUCCAGCCCCAAGGGGCGUGCCCCAGAUCGAGGUGACCUUUGACAUCGACGCCAACGGCAUCCUGAACGUCACGGCCACCGACAAGAGCACGGGCAAGGCCAACAAGAUCACUAUCACCAACGACAAGGGCCGCCUGAGCAAGGAGGAAAUCGAGCGCAUGGUGCAGGAGGCCGAGAAGUACAAAGCCGAGGACGAGGUGCAGCGCGAGAGAGUUUCUGCUAAGAACGCCCUGGAGUCGUACGCCUUCAACAUGAAGAGCGCAGUGGAGGACGAGGGGCUCAAGGGCAAGAUCAGUGAGGCGGACAAGAAGAAGGUGCUGGACAAGUGCCAGGAAGUGAUCUCCUGGCUGGACGCCAACACCCUGGCCGAGAAGGAGGAGUUUGAGCACAAGAGGAAAGAGCUGGAGCAGGUGUGUAACCCCAUCAUUAGUGGACUGUAUCAGGGGGCGGGUGGCCCUGGAGCUGGUGGCUUUGGAGCUCAGGCUCCCCGAGGCGCCUCUGCAUCUGGCCCCACCAUUGAGGAGGUGGAUUAGGGCCCUUUGCGGGUUUGGUUACUAUGUUCUUUGAAACGGUUAGAACUCAAGGACGUUGCAUUGCCCUAUAUUUGUUAUUCUUUUAGCUUUCUGUUUUUCUUCAUUGUAUAUGUAGUUAAGCUGAACCUGAUAACUAGCUGUGGUUUUUUUUUUGUCGUAUAAUUAGUGUUCAUUGGAAUUGUUUGCAUUUUAUGUAAGUUAGUACUAUAAGAUUCUUUGUUUUCUCUCAAUCUCUGAAUCAACAGUGCCACCCUCUGUCCAAUUUUCUGCUGUGCAAAGCAUGAGAAAGAUGAAUGUUUUAUUUUUAUAAUUUGUUUACUUAAAGUUGAAUAAUAAAAGAUCAAAAAUGUGUUAAUUUUUCUAUUGUUUGUACGUGGGGAGGGAUAAUGGGCUUUCAGUUCCUGGGUGAUGGCUGAGUUGCAAACCAAAAGUUUGGAGAUUUGAGUUCACCUGAAGAAAGGCCUGGUGAUCUACUGAAAAAUCAGCCAUUGAAAAUCCUGUGGAGCACAGUUCUGAUACACAUUGGAGUGCCAUGAAUCAGUCAACUUGAUGGCAACUUGUUUAAUGAACCUUCUCAGUAUGUUUGAAUUCCUUGGACAGGGAAAGGGACAACGGCUUCGCGGGGCAGGGGUACAUAUACCAAAAGCUGUGGCUAUUUUUGUUGAGACUUACUGUGGGAGGUGAAUGACAUCUUUGUUAGGGAGAAAGCAAAAAUUGCAGGUGCCCAUUUUUAUUAGAAUGGUGCUUGUUUCUAGGAAAAAUAGGGAUGGGGCCCACUAAAGGGUGUUAAAGGUGUGGGUUGACUGGGCAGAAAGGCAGAGAUAGUGUGGAGGGUGGUUCUUGGCUCCUUGCUCUCCUACCUGCACUUAGUGUUAUGUAUAGCCCUUGAGCUUCAUUUCUCCUUACCUGUGACUUUUCUAGGCUUUUAAUUAGCUUGUAAGUUAUGGAGUGGGAUGAAGCACCCUGGCUCUGUAAAUUCUAGCUGCUACCAAGUGCAAAUUACUUAGUCUUUUAAAAUAAAGUAUGUCACUUGAAUGGCCUCUCUUCCAAUGUUUUAAAGUCAUUUUCAGCGACGAUAUGAAAUAAGCAGCAAUAUCUCCAGCUGUGGUCACACUAGCUGCAAUUAUCCAAGUGCAGUCUUGAGUGAAGCUGAGAGCUUGGGCCCCUGGCAGCAAAGGAGAGGUGGGUGAGGUGCUGCUGUAUUAGGUUCUUUGUGUCACCUUAGGAAUCUUCACCCCACCAUCCUCUAAAUUAGUAUUCUAAAGCUUUUGCGCAGGUUAGUAUGUGGAGGUGGUCACUUCAGCUGCAUCCAGGCCUAGAUCGGAGAGCAACAGUUUUGGGGGGACGAGGUUUUUUUCCACUGUCUGAAUACUGUUGCUGUUCAGUUGUACCUGUCUAAGUGAUGGUUUUACCCUAAGUUUAGCAAUCAGCAGCUGCUUUGCCCUUAUGUUUUAAAAACAAAAGCAAUUUUUGAACAAUAACAAAAUUAUGAGAAAAGCUGCACAGCAUAAAACUAGGAAGAUCAAGGUCAUGAGGUUUGUCCCACAGGUCCUUCCUAGGGCAUUCUUCCUGCUUAGCACCUCGUCUAGCCUGAGAGAACCACAACUCCCUUCCUCCCAAAAACUGAGCCUGGAAAUAAAUACUCCAGAAUCAGAUUAAAGGUCCACUGUUAACUUUUCACUAAUAUCUUUGCCUUCUGAGAAAAUGAAACAUUUUAAGAAUAACAGUAUAGGGAGUCCCUCCUUGAAAGCUUGUAAAAGGAAUAUACUGUAGUAAGAAUGCCUUUGGUUCCUGGGCUAGUUCUUAAAGACCUGUUUUACUCACAAGAUAGCUGAACCUUCAAUAUUAUACUAUAGUCUCUGAUCACAGCACAAUGCAAUUUAACUGCUGUAGCAACAGUAACGGGGGGCUCUCCUUUUUUAACUGCCAAGCAGUCAAGGGAACAAGUCCUUUAGCUUCAAGCCCUCUGAACCAUCGUUCUCCACCCAAGUGGCAUAUUAAAAUCAUUUGGGGAAGCUAAGAAACAGAUGCCUCACCCAGACCAAUUCAGAAGU